This is a messenger RNA of Acaulospora morrowiae, 304 nucleotides long. NCBI's taxonomy places the organism in Eukaryota, Fungi, Glomeromycota, Glomeromycetes, Diversisporales, Acaulosporaceae. The record is from the annotation of a GenBank genome assembly.
UUAUCAGAAAUCAAUCCGUCUGGUCAUAGAUUAGGGCCCAUUUCGACUAGAAUGUUUAAUGCCGAGCAAAAUAGUCAACUCGAAGAUAUCCAUGAAGAAAAAAAUAUAAUGAGCUUUAAGACCGAAGAUGGAAGAUUAGGAAAAGCGGCUAUUGACAACGCCAAGGAUGUAUUUCGCAACAUGAAAUCCAUUUUUCUAUCAAUUUUAGAAGUAACCUCGGAAGAAUUUGACGAAAUUAUCGAUACAUUUGAAAAAGAGUUAGAAGAUAAUAACAGUUAUCUCGAUGUUAUUCGUGCUUAUGGAC